GCGGCCAUGACCACUCCGCCGAGGACGCUGCCCCCUCCCGCCGCGCGGCCCGUGGCAAGCAGCGCCCCGCGCCGCCACCCCCGCCCCCCCUCCGUCGCCGCGCCACCACCUCCACCCGCAGCACAAGCAGCAGGGCGGCGCCACGACGUCCGUGCUGGGUGUCGGCGUCCCGAACGCCUGGCUCUCGCGGCGCACCCCCGUCCUCGGCCUCCGCGCCUGGGUCCUCGUCGCUGCCGGCGCCGCGGCGGUCGCCCUCGCGCUGCUCUGCAUCAUCGUCUGCCUCUGCCGCCGCUGCCGCCGACACCGCGCCCCUCGCCUCGCGCCGCCCGCGCACCGCCCCGGCGCCAGCAAGUCCCUCAGGCACCGCGUGCACGCGCAGCACCACCAGACGGUGGUGAUGCCGCCGGCAAAGGACGUGGAGGAGGCCGCCGCCCCGUGGCGCCCGCCGCCGUUCGAGCCGCCGAUCGAGGCCAUCAAGGCGGAGCAGAAGGCGCCGCUGAUCCUGUCGGGGCAUUUCGCGAGGACGAGCGUUGAGACGGCGACGAGCAGCGGCGGCGACGGUGGAAGCACCGACAGCGGCGGGAGCGACGGCGGCAGCGACGCGGAGGUUCCAGAGGCGGCGCGGCGCGGCUGGGGCCGGCGGUACACGCGCCGGGAAAUGGAGGAGGCCACGGCCGGGCUCGCCGCCGCGAACGUGAUGGGCCAAGGUGGCUACGGCGUCGUAUACAAGGGCGUGCUCCGGGACGGCACCGCCGUCGCCAUCAAAAACCUCCACAACAACCGGGGCCAGGCAGAGAAAGAUUUCAGGAAGGAGGUUCAGACGAUCGGGCGCGUCCGGCACAAAAACCUGGUCAGUUUGCUCGGCUACUGCAGCGAGGGAGCAUGCAGGAUGCUUGUUUACCGGUACAUGGAGAACAGUAAUCUGGACAAGUGGCUGCACCACGAUGACAGUGAGGUCAGUCCACUGACCUGGGACAUCAGGAUGCGCAUACUCCUUGGAACAGCUAAAGGGUUGGCGUACCUUCACGAAGGGCUGGAGCCCAAGAUCGUCCACCGCGACAUCAAGUCCAGCGACAUCCUUCUCGACCGGCAGUGGAACGCCAAGGUGUCGGACUUCGGGCUCGCCAAGCUUCUCCGCUCGGAGAGAUCCUUCGUCACCACUCGUGUCCUGGGGACGUUCGGGUACGUGGCGCCGGAGUACGCGAAAACCGGGAUGCUGAACGAGAGGAGCGACGUUUACAGCUUCGGAGUGCUGGUCAUGGAGGCCAUAACCGGCAGGACUCCGGUGGACUACACAAGGCCAGCCGAUGAGGUGAACCUGGUGGAGUCGCUGAAGCGCAUGGUCGCGGAGCGGAGGGUGGAGGAGGUGCUGGACCCCCGGCUGCCGGCGCCGGCGCCGCCGCCCAAGGCCCUGAAGCGGGCGGUCCUCGCCGCGCUCCGGUGCGUCGACCCGGAGGGCGGCCAGAGGCCCGCGAUGGCGCACGUGGUCCACAUGCUCGAAGACGACCAGAUGCAACGAGACGAGUUCAAGCUCGCCCGGGACCUGUCCCCUCGGGAGUCGGAUAGCUACGAGCGCGAGCACGGCGGGUGAUGGGAGCAGGCCACGCGACGCAGAGCAACAACAAUCUGGGACACCUGGGUGCUGAGUGAGUGAUAGCGAAAUGUGUUUGGUACAAGCUGAGUGAGAUCUGGCUGCAUUUGUUCCGUGACAGCGGCGGUUAAUAACACAAAGUAUACGCUGUUCUUUUUUUCUUUUUUUUUUGACAGUAUACGGUGUUCUUGAAAGCCAACGACCGUGCACCACCAGCUGGUCGUCGAUGGCCAUCAUUUUGGGCCCAGUAGUUUCUGGACAAUCCUUCACGACGAAGGGACCGAGCGCACGCAUGAACACCACGGAAUGGUUAUUUUUUAGGUGAGAGGUGGUUAGAGGUUUCUUUGGCCGGUUGA
Molecule: messenger RNA, 1947 nt
Organism: Panicum virgatum (switchgrass)
Lineage: Eukaryota; Viridiplantae; Streptophyta; Magnoliopsida; Poales; Poaceae
Product: probable serine/threonine-protein kinase At1g01540
Exons: 7
Coding region: 398-1591 (397 amino acids)
Biological process (GO): protein phosphorylation
Molecular function (GO): ATP binding; protein kinase activity
Source: RefSeq, a predicted model, not a curated record